AUCAUGUUUCUCCCGCCGUACUCACCUGAGUUGGAUCCCGUAGAGGAAGCCAUCCCAAGCAUUAAAUCGUGGAUUCGUUGCAUCAAUGACCAUUUCACAACAUGUGUAGAUGGCGGUUUAUAUGACUUACGCGAGGUACUAGACGUUUUCGUAGCGGAUGAUGCCGAUGGUUAUAUUCGCCAGUCGAGCUAC
This is a messenger RNA of Suillus subalutaceus, 192 nucleotides long. RefSeq lists its product as uncharacterized. The transcript has a single exon. Lineage: Eukaryota; Fungi; Basidiomycota; Agaricomycetes; Boletales; Suillaceae. The annotation marks the transcript as partial. The record is from RefSeq and is a predicted model, not a curated record.